Necator americanus (New World hookworm) is the source of this 855-nucleotide messenger RNA. RefSeq lists its product as uncharacterized. Bases 1 to 855 code for a protein of 284 amino acids. The transcript is spliced from 6 exons. Gene Ontology annotation, molecular function: zinc ion binding. Lineage: Eukaryota; Metazoa; Nematoda; Chromadorea; Rhabditida; Ancylostomatidae. The record is from RefSeq and is a predicted model, not a curated record.
AUGGAAUUAAAGCAGGCGCGGCAAGUGGACGAACUAACCAAGAGGUUAGGCUUGUUGGCAGAGAAUGUUGAAAGGAACGGAGACACUGCACGUCUUGCUUGCCAUCCAGAGAAGGAGAGAGGGCUGGAGGAAGGAAGGUACAGGCUCCAUCAGCAUCAUAAGGCGCACACGUUGGCUAUCAGCAGAUACUGUGAACAGCAGCAACUUGUCGCUGUAGCUAGUCCUGGAACCUGGGAAGUGAACGGCAAUGGCAAUGUGCACUGCGUGGAGAAACAGUACUGUUCAUGCGACGAGAAGGUAAGUUCAACAAUCACUGCCAGAGACCAGUGUGGAGCAUGCCCCUACGAUUUCGCUUGCAGUUGUUCUAUGGAUGAGAAAAGUGGGGUUAGCUGUGUGCAUGUCCAUGCAGCUCUGUUGUACGCAGCAGCAGGAUAUCGCUCGCGGCAAUAUGCAUUACCCUCAGUAGUAAGUAGAAAGGCUGAAGAUGGACCGUAUAGCAGCGAUGGAGAUGAAGAGGUUAUAGAGGUAGUAGUGGAAGACCAUGUGGAGAACGAGAAGGAGUGCACGCAAAUGGGUUUGGAGGAGGCGAAAAGCAGGUUGGAGGAGUUCCGUAAAAUGAUAGAUGAUUUGGCAAGAAAUGUUGAAGAGAGCGAGAAUAAUGUUCGCCUUGCUCGCCAUCCAGAGCACGUCCACUUACGCAAAGCAGAGCAAGCUAAGCGAAAGCCAGUCCUGGAUGUUCCGGACUGUGCGCAAGACGAGAAGGACGCGUGUGCUGUAUGCCUUCGGAUACAACCAAUCAGUAGCAGCACAAACCACCAAAUUUGUUGGAUUCAGUGUCCAACAUGCGAGGAUUGA